AUGGAUCUACACGAAGUACAAGAUGCAACCGCGCGUUUCUUUAACGACGUGAACGCGCAGUUCCAGCGCAUCCCCGGUUCCGCCAUCGCCGUGCGCUACAUCAAGUCCAGCUACCAGAACGACCCCGUGCGAAGCGCAAUUGAGCUGUUCUUGUUCCUCUUCGCUGUCAGGUACUUGCUUGCGCCCAAGUAUAGUACACAGAAGAAGGUGCAGCUUACGGACGCGGAGAUUGAUGAAUUGGUCGAGGAUUGGACGCCUGAACCACUUGUCGCGCCGCCGACUGCGCAUGAGGAACUGGAUAAUGAGAAGAGGCCUGUUAUUGUGGGCCCGACUGGACCGAAAUCGAAGCUUUCGAAUGGCCGUACCGUUAUGAAUCUCGCAUCGUACAACUUCUACAACUUCGUCGCAAACGAGUCACUCAAAGAGAAGGCUAUUCAGACUCUUCGCACAUACGGUGUAGGACCUUGUGGUCCUCCUGGGUUCUACGGCACACAGGAUGUACACAUGAAGACGGAGGCAGAUGUAGCAGCACAUCUUGGGGUUCCCGCAUGUAUCAUCUACGCGCAGUCGUUCUCUACCAUUUCCAGCGUCAUUCCAUCGUUCUCCAAGCGUGGAGACAUCAUCGUCGCGGACAAGGCGGUCAAUUAUGCAGUCAGGAAGGGUAUGCAGAUUAGUAGAAGCACUAUCCGGUGGUACGAGCAUAACGACAUGGAGGACUUGGAGAACGUGUUGAAGAAGGUCGUCAAAGAGCAGGCGAAGAAGCCUCUCACACGACGAUUCAUCAUUACCGAAGGACUGUUUGAGAACAUUGGUGAUGUGGUCAACCUGCCCAAAUUGGUGGAACUCAAGCUCAAGUACAAGUUCCGCCUCAUCCUCGACGAAACCUGGUCCUACGGCGUGCUCGGCCGCACCGGUCGCGGCGUCACGGAAGCCCAGAACGUCGACGCAGCCGAAGUCGACAUGAUCAUCGGCUCGCUAUCCGGUCCUCUCUGCGCAGCUGGCGGUUUCUGCGCCGGCAACGAAGAAGUCGUAGAGCACCAGCGCAUUUCCUCCGCAUCGUACACAUAUUCCGCCGCUCUUCCCGCUUUACUCUCGACGACUGCUAGCGAGACCAUUUCGCUGCUGCAAGAACAACCAGAUAUUCUGAUGACAUUGAGGGAAAACAUCAAGGCUAUGCGCGCACAACUGGACCCCAGGAGUGACUGGGUGAAGUCGCAGAGUGCGAGCGAUAAUCCAAUGCUGCUGCUUACGUUCAAGCCUGAAGUUGUCGAGGCAAAGAAGCUCAGCGUGGAAGAUCAGAACCAGAUUCUCCGCGAUGUUGUUGACGAGUGUCUAGCGAACGGCGUCUUGAUCACGCGCCUCAAAGCCUUCCCUCUGGGCCUCGGAGUUAACCCACGAGACGCGGGGUGGCAGCCUCAGCCUAGCCUGAAGGUGUGUGUCACCAGUGGGCUGACGAAGAAGGAGACGGAGAAGGCGGGGACGGUUAUUAGACAUGCGAUUACGAAGAUGAUUAGUAGGAGGAAGUAG
This is a messenger RNA of Parastagonospora nodorum SN15, 1527 nucleotides long. RefSeq lists its product as hypothetical. The transcript has 5 exons. NCBI's taxonomy places the organism in Eukaryota, Fungi, Ascomycota, Dothideomycetes, Pleosporales, Phaeosphaeriaceae. The record is from RefSeq and is a predicted model, not a curated record. Bases 1 to 1527 code for a protein of 508 amino acids. Gene Ontology annotation, biological process: sphingosine biosynthetic process; ceramide biosynthetic process. Gene Ontology annotation, cellular component: endoplasmic reticulum. Gene Ontology annotation, molecular function: serine C-palmitoyltransferase activity; pyridoxal phosphate binding.